UCACCACACGGCAUCACUCUCUGGCAUCACUCUAGCCCACCAUAAUCACUCUUCAUCCAUCCAUUCCUAAAACGAAAGCAAAUCGAAGGAAAGAAGGUUGUAGGUAAUAGAACUUUUCCACGAUUUACUAUAAAUGUCCCAGUUAAAGAUUCAGGCGUGCUCACUGGUGCUUAAAGAGCACUUUGGAAGUGCUGUAGAGUCAGUUGGAGAGGAGCUGUUGAAGUGUCAAACACGGAAUUUGAGCCAGCUCGUAAAAAACACAGGUCUUUCUCUCAGCAAGGUUAAAGAGGCCUUGAGGGUUUUGUUCCAUCACAACUUGGUUGAAUAUAAGCCGCAUGCGAAGGGAUACGUGGAGUAUUCAAUAAUUUCUGACAGGGUACUACACAUGAUUCGUUUUCCUUGCUACGCGUACUGCGCCAGGACUCUAUAUGGGGAAGAAGGAGAGAUUAUUGUCGAAGAAAUUCUUCAUACAGGACGUGCAUGCAUGUCAGAAGUUGUGAGAAAAGUAUUGGAGCGUCUGCAAGGUUCUACAAAACCAGAGACUGUAAAAAGCAAAUUUAUCGACCUGGUCGAAACUCACUUUCUCCGUCGUGUACCUUACCCUGACCCAUCAGGGGAUACAAAUGCAAAAGUUCCAUCUUUGAUACUUCCAGAUCAUGAAACAUAUAGGAUACCAGAGAUCAAGCUGUACUUGCUAAGCAAGGUUAAACGAGAGAAAGAAGACCCCGACGAGCCACCAUCGAAACGCGUUAAAGUGGAAGAGACACAGAUGCAACCUGACCAAGGAAUCUAUUGGAGGGUCAACUACGAACGUUUUCACACCUUUAUGAGGGAUCAGAUGCUCGUCGAGGCUAUGGAACGACGUGUAGAAGUCAGAGGCUCAGAAGUGAUCCGAGCAAUUUUGCGUCUAGGGGAGAAGAAAGGUUCUGCUCCUAAGGAGACUUUCACGCCACCCGUUAGCAGGCAAGAGAUCUUCGAGAUUCUCAAGAAGGAAAUCUCUAUAACUCAACAGGAAUUAGAUUCCUACUUACAAGUUAUAACGGAGGAUGUCAACGAUUUUGUGAUAAAGACUGAAGAAAGAGGAGGAAUGUUCCGAAUAGACAUGCAGCGGGUACUACGCAAACUGGCCGAGGCACACAUCGUCAGUGUGGUUCAGGACCGUUUUGGAGUGAAAGCGUGCAGGAUAUUCAGGCUGCUGUUAGAAAAGAAGUUCAUAGAACAGAAGCAGAUUGAGGAGCUAGCCAUGAUUCCAGCGCGAGAUGCCAAAGAACUGACCUACAAAAUGUUCCAAGAAAAGUUCAUCAUGACGAAGGAAUUACCACGUACACCUGACUACGCCCCUUCCAGGAUGAUCUACCUCUUCUAUGCAGACCUCUGCCAGGUGAGUCAGAUGCUGCUGGAAUGGUGCUACAAGGCUAUCGCAAAUUCUAUUCUGCGGCGAGCUCACGUCCUACAAGAGAACAAGAGGGUGCUCGACAAACAGCAGCGAGUUGAUGUCAUUGUGGCUUCCAUGGAACAGAGUAACGCUGAACCUGACCAGAUUGAAGAGGUAAAGGAAAUGGUGACGCCGCCAGAGCGAAGGGAGUUGGCCUACGUGAAACACAUCACCACCAAGAUGGAACUGUGCGAGGCCCAACUGGACGAGACCAUCUUUGUGCUUCAGAUGUUCGUGGACUCUUUGUGCAAAUGAAGCUUGCGCUGUGACUUGUUGACAAUUUAAGCUGUAGAUCGUACUCUUCUAUCUAAACUGUUUGCAGUUUAUACACGUACACGGUACCAGCGUGCUUAAACAGUGCAGGGGUUGUGAACGUUUAUAACAGUUUGUUACAUUGAUUUUGGCGCGGUGAUCAAGGGCAUGUGUCACCUUUUCGACAUUUUUCAAUGUUUGGAAGUGCUUUCUUUUCUUCUCUCCAGGUGCAGCAUAAAGUGUUCAUUUUGUUGUUGCAGCGUCCAAGAUGGCCCAAGUUACCUACAUCUGCCUGAAUUAUGCACCUGUGCUAAGCCGCGUUUAUGUGACGAAAUGUUAUGAAUAUAUGCACACGGGCUGAUGCAGCUAGCAGUGCGUCAGCCACGACCGGCGGUUUACGAAGAACAGAAAUGCCUUUAUGAAACGUGUUGCAAGAUUAAGUGUUCGCAUCGGCAAACUGUGCAACUCGUUGCUGAGGCCAUUCUUGCUACUGCUAUGAUUUUUACUAACUGGAUGGUAUUUCAUUCUUGAAGCCUCAGCCAAGCUUAAACCCUGAAGUAAAAUCUGACGUACACCUUUACCAGAGAGAAAGGCUCAAAUACUCCAAUAGUAUUGAUAGCACAAUGCACCAAAAGAGAAAAAUUACCUUUUGUUUCAUACCAUGAGAUAUUCACUCAAAUUGACUGAAGUGUACUCAAAAUUUAAAUUGACUGCGUUGGAGAUUCUGCUGUCUUGAGCUCUGCAGCUUAACUGUUGUCAUAGUCUCUUAAGAAUCCUGAAUUCAGGUUAAACAACAAACUGGUGUGUGCUGGUAAAGGUUUGGGAGGUAAAGGUGUAAUAUAUCUUCCCAUGGCUCAACUUACAGCUCAGCAUGUUGCCUUUGCCACGUGUUUAAUGUUGGCAAAAUGAAGUAAUGUGUAAUAAAUUCCAAGACCAGAAUGGA
Ornithodoros turicata is the source of this 2630-nucleotide messenger RNA. RefSeq names its product DNA-directed RNA polymerase III subunit RPC3-like (gene Polr3C). The record is from RefSeq and is a predicted model, not a curated record. Gene Ontology annotation, molecular function: single-stranded DNA binding. Gene Ontology annotation, biological process: DNA-templated transcription. Gene Ontology annotation, cellular component: RNA polymerase III complex. Lineage: Eukaryota; Metazoa; Arthropoda; Arachnida; Ixodida; Argasidae. The transcript has 11 exons. The coding region runs from base 134 to 1690 and encodes 518 amino acids.